CACACACACACAGAGGCGCAGUACGGGGUUGCCAUAUAGGGGGGAGGGAGGGGCGGAUCACUUGUCGACAGCAUCAAUGAGGAAAGUGCAAGGAGACGCCGACCCGCCACUCCUCACUGCGCCUCGUCAUGGAGAACACGUUCCUGGUGCUGCACGGCGUAAAGGACCUGCGUCUGGAGACGCAACCCAUCCCGGAGCCCCGUGAUGAUGAGGUCCUGAUUCGCACGAGCAAGGUGGGUCUUUGCGGGUCUGACUUAGCCAUCGUCUACACGGGGCGGCAUGGGAACCAUCCAUUCACCUUCCCGAUCGGCAUGGGUCACGAGGCCUCGGGGGUGGUUAGCAAGUGCGGGAAGGACGUCACGCAUGUUAAGCCUGGUGACCGCGUGACCGUAGAAAACGGGAGCUCUUGCCGCGGGUGUGACCUGUGCCUCAGCGGGAAGUACAACGUGUGCGAGAAGUCCAGCUUCCACGGGUCUGUCCCAAUGCCCCAGGGUUGCCUGGCCCACUACUUCAUCUACAAGGGCCACCUAACGUUCAAGCUGCCGGACUCCGUCAGUGACGAGGAGGGCGCCGUUGUGGAGCCGCUUGCCGUGUGCAUGCCUGCCGUCGCGCCGGUGUGGGCGGGGCACAGCAUGCUGAUUACGGGUGCGGGGCCCAUAGGCCUACUCUGCCUCAUCGUCGCCAAGGCUCUGGGCGCCACAAACAUCCUGGUCACAGACAUCAAGGAGAACCGUCUGGAACUGGCCAAGAAGACGGGCGCCGACCACACGCUGCUGGUGCGCUCGGGAACCCCGCAGAGCCAGGCCAAGCAGGUGCACCAGAUGAUGGGCUGCGAGCCAAACGUCACCAUGGAGUGCAGCGGCUCCCAAGCGGGAAUCUCCCUCGCAAUAUAUGCAACCAAGUCUCGAGGGAAGGUAAUGCUGGUGGGCGUCAGUGGCCAUGAGGUCACAGUGCCCCUGGUGCACGCCGGCGUGCGGGAAGUGGACAUCAUGGGCGUCUACCGCUACCUUAACUGCUACCCCAUCGCCAUCGACCUGUUGGCCAAGAAGCUGGUGGACGUGAAUCCUCUCAUCACACACCGAUUCAAGUUAGAGGAGUUCCAGAAGGCCUUUGACAUGUUCCACGCGGGGCAGGACGGAGCAGUCAAAUGCAUGAUUUCCUGUUAGUUGCCAAAGCGGCGUCCAGCCGGGACGGAGACCAGGAGGGAGCACCAAGGCCCUUUCACGGAUUUUGCUCAAAGACUCAGAUCAUCGAAGUAGACGUAAACACGCAGCAGUUGUCUCAUUUUUCUUGGCCACCACGAAUGACCUCGGAUGGGUGAGAAAGACGCUGAGUCUGUUGAUAAAAGGACCUUGAUGCUCUCCGUGUUUGUUUCUUGAGCUGUUUCACUGAUUUAGUAACUGUCUGACGUAUCAGGACGCACAUGUCAUCGGGUGUGACUGACUUCGGACAGCUGUAACAUUAUAAAAGGAAACUAAAUAAAAGUGAAAACACAUUGUCGGGUUAUCAAUGCAG
Messenger RNA from Eriocheir sinensis (Chinese mitten crab), 1515 nucleotides. Its product is annotated as sorbitol dehydrogenase-like. Gene Ontology annotation, biological process: D-sorbitol catabolic process. Gene Ontology annotation, molecular function: zinc ion binding; L-iditol 2-dehydrogenase (NAD+) activity. Bases 129 to 1166 code for a protein of 345 amino acids. The transcript is spliced from 8 exons. The record is from RefSeq and is a predicted model, not a curated record. Lineage: Eukaryota; Metazoa; Arthropoda; Malacostraca; Decapoda; Varunidae.